Colletotrichum paranaense is the source of this 495-nucleotide messenger RNA. RefSeq lists its product as uncharacterized. Bases 1 to 495 code for a protein of 164 amino acids. The record is from RefSeq and is a predicted model, not a curated record. The transcript has a single exon. NCBI's taxonomy places the organism in Eukaryota, Fungi, Ascomycota, Sordariomycetes, Glomerellales, Glomerellaceae.
AUGGAGUCUUCCGCUCCAACGGCCACCAGCCCAGAUCAGCCUCUGACCCCGAAACCGCAUGUUGGUUGCAAGAUAUUAGCUGUAGAUACGCAGCCCUGCCGUAGUCGAGAGCAAACAUGCAGCGGGUCACCAUCUUCACCAACUAAUACUCUAUCCGCCCCUGCAGGUCCACGAGGCCAUACAGAGAGGCAAGAAAGGAGCCGGGAUAUUGAAAUGGGAAAGGAAGGGGGGAACAAGGAGACCGUCGUCAAAGAAAGGGACGCUGCAGAUCCGAGUCCGAACGUCCACCGCCUUGGGCGUCUGACAAACAAUAACCGCUGCACCCCUCAGGUGCGACUGGCAAACUUCGAGAAUAUGCACCACACUGUGAAGAAUCCGCCCUUCAACCCGCCGUUGCGUUUCUGUAUAGCAAUACGCAAUUCUCCAAGACAACAAUCAAGGGCGUGGAGUUGUCACAUGAGGCCAGCAAUCAACAGCAAUCAAAACUCCCUCUAG